Messenger RNA from Amoebophrya sp. A120, 2168 nucleotides. Lineage: Eukaryota; Dinophyceae; Syndiniales; Amoebophryaceae. The record is from the annotation of a GenBank genome assembly.
AGGAUCCAUUCGGAAGUGAUGGCAGAACGUAUAAGUCUUACGUUGUAACCGUGAAAAAUUCUUGCCGCUUAUUUUCGUGAGCCUCCGAAAUUCCUUGUUAUUUCCGGGUCAUUCAUAGAAAAACAGAAAGACAAAGAAAAUAAACGACAACCCAAACGACUCCAGACCCGGAAAAACUUUCGCUACUUAUCUAUCAUGUCCACUGCAACUACGGCGAUUCGUAGCAAGCAGUGGCGCUCGUCUUUGCGCCGCACAACUGCAGCAGGACACCAUACAACUUCGUCGCCUUUACCGAACCCGUGGAAGCUGAAUGUCGAUUUCAAGGUCGUGACCCGGGAAUCCGGGGCGACCCGAACCGACAUCCCGAUUUUUACCGCACGGAAAAACGCGAUCGCAAUGGAGAAGAGCGACGACCGCAACGAGGAAGUUCGGCGGGAGUUCGUGCCGGGCGCGCCCGGGGUCUUUCUGUUGUCAAAUUUGUUGUCCGACCACGAGUGUGAGCAGCUGGUCGCGCUGUCCGAGCAGAUGGGCUACUGCGAGGAUGCGCCGGUGAGCUUGUCCCGGGAGAUUCGGCAGAACGACAACUGCGUCUGGAUCGCGGACCAGGAGAGCUUAAAUCGCGUGAUUUUCGACCGCUGCAAGCACUUACUGCCAGAAUACAGUGUGACGACAAGUGGGCCGGCGCGCGGUCCGCAGAAAGACGACCCAAUGUGGAGAAGCCGAGAGUUUUACGGCGAAAAUUCUAGUGCAAAGGAGCAAGCAGAUCCCGAUAAUGAAGAUGAGAACUACCUCGUCGAACCAAGCAAGAAACUGCUAAAGAUCGGUCCGGUUACGGGGCUUAACCAACGCUGGCGACUUUAUCGGUACAACACAAAGGACAUUUUUCGGCCGCACACCGACGGCUCUUGGCCCGGGUCGGCGCUUUCGAGUGCAGACUUCGAGCGGGAUGACCAGACGCUGGUACAGGAUUUUUACCAUGGGCGACAGCAUUCCCUGCUGACGUUUUUGAUGUAUUUGAACGACGACUGCGAGGGCGGAGAAACCACGUUCUACUACGACAGCAGCGACUCGUUGUACCGGGACGUUCUCCUGAACAGCAGUUCGCUUUCUCUUGCUUCUGGGAUGACAAUGCAAGAGGACCCAACUCUGAAGAGUUUGAACGAAGAGGAAGCAGAGCUUCAAGCUGAGCUGCAAGCGGAAGCCGCUGGUAGUAGUACAGCCGCAACUUCUACUUCUCUAGGGACUCCAAGCGCGGCCGGAAGUAGUGGGACAACCAGCACGUCCUCGCGGACAAAACUGGUGAGAAUUUCGGUGAAGCCGAAAAAGGGCGCCGCGCUGGUUUUCUGGCACGGGCAGCACCCGCUGUCACCGUUGCACGAGGGGUCGCGGGUGGAAACGGGGAGGAAGUACGUGAUCCGGACAGACGUGCUGUACUCGACGGUGGGCGACGGUUCCGCAGCAGCGAUGAGCCAUUGGCCGCAAUUUUUCCAGAAGCACGGCCGCACGCAGUCCAUCGCGGAGAAGGCCACGCGCGUCCUGCACGCGAUCUCUUCCUCGCAGAAGGCGGUGGGAAACCAACCCCGGAUCGGAAAUUUGUCCGCUCCGGACUCGCGGAUCAACCAGAGAGUCUGCCUGCUCCUCUUUCUCGACGACGCGGAAAUCGAUCCCGCGGAGAAGCAACGCCUGGCGAUGUUGGUUGCCGAAUAUUCGCAGCAAUUUGCGGAUGACGAGGAGGACGGGUCCUCGUCGUGUUCUUACCCGGUGUACUGUGCGGUCAGCAGUCAGGGGGCGGUUGGGCAGAUACGAGAGUUGAUCUCGUCGGGAAAUAAAGACGAUACAGGUAGUAGUGCAACAGCCACAAAAAGUGCUGAUUCUUUACUCCGCUUUGCCCUGCUCGACAUACCGAAUGCGCGGUGCGGAAUAUGCACGACGAAAGAGCCAUUUCAGUCCUGCCAGGAGUUGCAGAAGUGGCUCACUGACUGCAGAAACGCGUUCGAGACAGACGUGAACCGCACAGAACGUGUUGAGGUGCGAAAACUUCAAUGAUACAGGAUCAUGCGAGGAGCGUGGCUCCGGAAAAAUUGCUUCGUUUCGACGAGGACCAAGGCAUCUGCCUUUGUACUUAAGUAUGUGUAUGCCUCGUUGAUGAGGUGCAAAAAAUUCAGGAU